Phragmites australis (common reed) is the source of this 4444-nucleotide messenger RNA. RefSeq names its product E3 ubiquitin-protein ligase BRE1-like 1. The transcript has 21 exons. Gene Ontology annotation, molecular function: ubiquitin protein ligase activity. Bases 1412 to 4018 code for a protein of 868 amino acids. The record is from RefSeq and is a predicted model, not a curated record. Lineage: Eukaryota; Viridiplantae; Streptophyta; Magnoliopsida; Poales; Poaceae. Gene Ontology annotation, cellular component: HULC complex; nucleus.
GUCACGUGAUACGGAUAAGGAAAAGACUCUCCCAUCAUUUUUCCCCUUCCCAAUUUUUCUCCAACCCUAUACCUCGCUCUCCCACCCGGCCCACUCCUACGCCGCCCGACCUGCCGGAGAGGGAGCCCGUCGUCACCUCGCGCUGCCGCCUUGCUCCGCCGCUCGUGCAAGCCUUCUCGCCCCGCCGCUCGUGCACGCCUCCUUGCUCCGCCGCUUGCUCUUACCUUCUCUCUCAGACUCGGGCUCCGCAUCCGCCGGCAUCCGCCGGAGGUGAGGAUCCCUUGCUCCUGAGAGGUCCCAGCGCCGUCACCCCGUGCGCCGGGGACGAGCUCGAGCCGCCGCCGCGGGGCGAGCUUGUGCCACUUGCCCUCUCCGAAGGAGGGGAGCUCGUUGCUGCGCCGCACGGUGGUGCGUCGAUCUCCUCCUCUGGUGCCACCACGCGCUGUGUAACCCUAUUUUUUUUAUUUUCUAAUUUGUUUUCGAAUUGAAACUAACAAAUAUUUCUAAAUAUACUUACAAGUUAGUUUAUGUGCUUACUAGUUGAUUGUAUAGCUUAUAGGUGAUUCUUAUAUAAUGUAAGUUAGUCAUAUUAUAAUUAGAAACUAAUAAGCUGCACUGUUUAUACGUACUUCCAAUAUUUUUACACCACUUACAAGCGUAUACCCAUGCCUAUGUCCAUUUAUAUACACUUAAAAGCGGGUCAAUUACACCAUGUGGUGUUGUCAAAAUAGUCUUUCAGCAGAAACUUAUUUGUUUGAAGUGGAAAUAGACAUUCUUUUUACAUGACUGAAAAAAGUAUAUUAGUAAUCAAUCUGGUUUUCCGGUGGUCUGGCCUCCCACGUCGGGUUGGGAUCGGCCCAAAAACUGGUUGAGGCCCACGCUAGGCUGACUCAGAGUCUCCCUCGAUAAACGCCGACCGCACCGCACCUCAUCUCCCACUUAAUUUGGCCGCUCCGUAGCUGCCGCGAACCUCCUGCCACCGAAGAAGAAGAGCGGCAGCUCCCAGACUCUGGUGGUUUCACUGAAGAAUGGCAGGCAUCCAGUCACACUUCCCUUGCUGACGCGUCGAUUGGACUGGACUGGUGAUCCAUCCCAAUUUAGGGUUGUUUUCUUUCGUUGAUCAAACUCUAGAUCUAGCGACUCUUCCUCCCAGCGGGUUGCAUAUUCUUCUUAUGAUGACGAGGCUGGCUUAGAGGGUGCUGUUCGAGUGGAUGACGAAUUGUGGUGCUGAGGCCCUACAAUGAUUGACACCACCGCCCGCACAGGUGGAGGACAUAGUUCACCUUACCCCUCUUGGUGAUAGGCAUUGGUCAGAAUCAGAUUUUGGUGGGGCGUCUAGAGUUUGCACCCUUACUUAUGUACUUUCCUUCCUCAAGCAUUAAUAAAUCUUAGGCAAUUCAAGUUCAGCUGAAUGUCAACUUGCCUCCACGUCCAAGGUCCCAAAAAGCUUGCAAUGUCUCGUCCGCUUGAUUUUGCUGUACUUAAAUACAAAAAUCAAAAGCUUGCGGAACAACUGGAAGUCCACAAAUUCGAGUUCCGUGCCCUCGAGAGUAAAUUCAAUGAUUUAAAAGAGAAGCAGAGGGCACAUAAUGAGACACUUGUCCUGGUCAAAAGUUCUUGGGAGCAACUUGUAGCAGAUCUCAUGUCAAUUUCUGUUUGCAUAAGUGAAUCUCUGCAUUCAGACUGCGGUACAGGGCACAGCAAUGUACGAAAGGAUGGUACAUGCAUGCCCAUUGAAAGGGAUUUUUUUAGAAGAUUUUUGGAGGCUGGUGCUACAGAAAGUUCAGGUUGUGCUCCCAGUUGCAAUAUGGGAAAUGAUGUCCCUCCAGAACAAUCAUCAAUGGUUAAUGUUCUGCGGAAGAUCUUACUUCCAUCAAGUGAUCUGUGGCAUUCAAUUAACGAGUUUGCUUCUGCCGCUCUCACUAAGUUGCCAGAAAAUGAACACAGCAGGCAACUGCACAGUGCUACCAGUGACGUGUUAUCCAAGCUUAAUAAGGUGUUACAGGCAGUAGAUAAUCUUCACUUUAAACACAUGCAGUUAGCAGAGAACUAUCAAAAACAAAGAGAUUCGAGUGCCUCGAACAGGGCUGAACAGAAACGCCUGAAAGAGGAGUGGACCAGUGCUGUUGCCAAGUUGGAAGAAAUCAAGCACAAACUGGCAGCACUGAAAGCACAGGGAGACAGUAAGCAAGGGACUCCGAUUCUUGUUCCUACACUGGGAAAUAAAAAUGCAACUGGAGAUAAAGUCAGAGAUAAACAAAGGGAACUGCAAGAUCUUGAAGCUACCCACAAGGAGUUAACGGAAUUAAUUUCAAAGCGUUUGGAGGAAAUUAGGAGACUGCAUAAAGAGAGAAUUGGAAUUUUGAACAAGUUAGCGACUUUUCAGAAUAUAUUGACGGAUUUCAAAAGCAUCUGUUCUUCCAAAGCUUUUCAGCUUGUUAAUGACCAACUUCAGAAGUCACAAGUAGAAUUGGAUCACUACCAAACAUUAUUAGAGAAAUUACAGGUUGACAUGGAUAGCUCUGUUUGGCAAGAAAAGCAAUUUAAUCUAAAAGUUGAUCUGGCUGAAAUUCCCCAUAAGGUUUCUGCAUACCACGUGUCUAGAAUUGCUGAUCUCGAAAAGGAUGUGCAGAAAUUAUGCAAUGAAAAGAAUAUGCUGGUGCUGAAACUUGAAGAGGCUUCAAGAGAACCUGGUCGGAACCAAGUUAUCUCAGAAUUUAAAGCUCUGGUGUCAUCACUACCGAGGGAUAUGGAUGCCAUGCAAAGGGAAUUGUCCAAACACAAGGAUGCUUCUUUAGAGUUGCACUCUUUGCGAGCAGAAGUUCAUUCACUUUCUAGUAUCCUGACCAGAAAGGAACACAAAAUUGAAGAAACAUCAUCUAUAUCUGCUCGUGUUGGAUCUGAUAUAAGCCAACUUCGAUCUGUGGUUCAUGAUCUGAGGGAAAAUACACAGGAGCUUAAGCUGUUUGUGGAAUUGUAUAAGCAUGAGUCCACUGAUUCCAGCCUGUUACACUUUUGUGGCAGACAGCUGUUGGAAUCCAGACAUAGGGAGCUCUGUGAAUGGGCUCGAGUCCACAUCCUCAAAUUUUCCCUUGAUGAAAGUAAACUAGAGCAGCGUGUAAUUGCAGCCAAUGAAGCUGAAGCAAUGUCUCAGCAGAGACUAGCAACUGCUGAAGCUGAAAUUGCUGAAUUAGGGCAGAAGCUGGAGACUUCUAGAAGAGAUCUAGUGAGACUAUCUGAUAUACUGAAGUCUAAACAUGAAGAGUGUGAAGCUUAUUUGUUGGAGAUUGAGAGUAUUGGCCAUGCAUACGAAGACAUACAGACACAAAAUCAACAAUUGCUACAGCAAAUCAUUGAAAGAGAUGAUCAUAAUACCAAGCUUUUCAUGGAGGGUGUUAAAGCUAAACAGUCGCAUGAUGCUUUGCAUUCGGAAGUGCGGUCCUUGCAUAUAAAUGUGCACCAGGCAAGCACUUUGAUGGAUCUGUACAACCAGAAAAUUGUCCGCUUAGAGGACCAGCUAAGAGUCUGGUCAGAGAGAGCCAGGAGGCUGGCAGAGGAUGGAUCACAGCAAUCUAUUUCAUUAGGCAAUUUUCAAAGAAAGCUGGUGGGUAUACAUGGAGAGGCUCCAAAGCUCAGGCAGUCGAUGGAUGGAAUACAAGCAAAGGUCGGAAGCAAUCGACUGGAAGUUGCUGAACUCCUUAUAGAACUAGAGAAGGAGAGGUAUAGUAAGAAGAGAAUAGAGGAUGACUUAGAUCUGAUGUCAAGUAAAGUCAGUUCUCUUAGAGCUAAGACUGAUAAAUCAGCACUCCUGGAAAAGCUUCACCAUGAGGUCAGGGAGUACAGGGGAAUUUUGAAGUGUGGUGUCUGUCAUGAUAGGCAGAAAGAGGUUGUGAUUGCCAAGUGUUACCAUCUCUUCUGUAAUCAGUGCAUACAGAAGUCACUCGGUAACCGUCAGAAGAGGUGUCCAUCCUGUGGACUAAGCUUUGGGGUUAACGAUGUGAAACCUAUCUAUAUAUGAAACGCAGGCAUCUAGGUCAAGCUGCUUUGGUGCUUACUAAUUGCUGAUAUCCGCUAGAUGACCAUGGUGGUUCAGUCGAAGAUGUAGCAUAAGCUUUUGCGUGUACAACCGAACAUGUAAUGCUACAUGUUAUUGCAGGUGCCCAUGCUGGCAUAAUAAUGCCAGUGUUGCUUCAUGCACCUUUUGUAAAGUCUGUUUGCCCUGCCCAAGCAAUUAGAAUAGUCUGACCGUAUUAUGACUCAGUUGUUUCGGGAAAAAGAUCCAACACAUGGGAAUUAGUGCUUCCCGCCAUAGCGAGCAAUGUACAAUAUAUAGCUUUAGUUAGCCUCAUUGAUGUAGCUGACAAUAAGAUUGUAGUUUUUUUGGACUGGUCUCCAGUUUGUACAUUUCAGGAGAUUGGCAAUAGUGAGAUUUCAGUUGGAUGCA